Messenger RNA from Serinus canaria (Common canary), 1597 nucleotides. It is a transcript of the gene GP9, whose product is annotated as glycoprotein IX platelet. The transcript has 2 exons. The record is from RefSeq and is a predicted model, not a curated record. Lineage: Eukaryota; Metazoa; Chordata; Aves; Passeriformes; Fringillidae. The coding region runs from base 115 to 708 and encodes 197 amino acids.
GAAAGAGCUCAUCUCCCCUGCCACACUUCCCUGGAGACUCUGAGCACUCAGCCUGCCCUGCCAGCCCCACUGCAGGCACAGGGACAGGGAUCAGAGGGGCCAGACAGGCUGGAGAUGGAGCUGCUGGCCAUGCUGGGCUGUGUCCUGCUGCUCCCCACGGUGCUGGGGGAGGACUGUCCAUCCCAGUGCAGCUGCUGGUCCCUGGGUGAGCCGUGGGGGACAAGGGUGGACUGCAGCUCACGGGGGCUGCGCGCCCUGCCCACCCUGCCCCGCCUGACCCGCAGCCUGCGCCUGCACAACAACAGCCUGGCCUCCAUCCCCGCUGGGGCCCUGGACAGCCUGGGCCACCUGCAGGAGCUGCAGCUGUGGGACAACCCCUGGCACUGUGACUGUCACAUUCUGUACCUGAAGCUCUGGCUGCAGGAUUUCUCCGCGCCCGCGCUCGCCCGGCUCCGGUGCGCCAGUCCCGUUCGGCUGAGGAUGAAACCCCUGGGGCAGCUGACUGGGAAUGAUCUGGGUGUCUGUACCAGGCUUCUCCCAACCAAGUGUCUCCAGUUCUUCUGGCGAGACCUCAUUUUAAUUGCUGGAGCUGUAAUUACUCUCCUUUUAGUGGCGUGGGCUCUGAAGCUCUCCAAAAAGCUGGUCUGCCAGCUCCGCCUCGGGAGGAGGCUGAACAGGAGCAUCCCCAAAACCUGCAAGAUACUGUGAGCUCUUCCUGCCCCAGCCUGGCAGAAACUCCAAGCUCCUCCUCAACAAAAAAGCACUGGCAACACUGGUUUGAAUAGUCAGUGCUAAAAAAGCCCGAAGUCUGGGUCCUCAGGUGAGUUGGAUUUAAUUUUUGUCCAAAAAGAAGCUUGGUGAGGUUUGGACAGAAAACUUCCACCCUGCUGCCAUCUGCUCAUGUGAAGAGCAGAUUCCACAUUUUUAAAAAUCAUUUAACUUUCCAUUUUCCCACUGAAUUCCUCAGCUCUUAUAGAAAGAUUUACAGCCCUACACUUGUUAAUAAACGGAGAUGAACACCAAUUGUGUUAUUUUAACAAGUCUUUUCUCACUGUGAGUUUACAACCCAUCAGCAUCUCUCAGUGUCCCAGGGGGCUUGGUAGGACCAUUCCUGCGUGCAGGAAAACUCAGCCCUCUCUUCCUCAGGUUCAUGAGGCCACCAAAAGCACCCAGAUUACACAGACCAGACACUGAAUGCAUCCCUGACUGAAAGCAGUUAAAGAUGGACUGGUAAUGGCAAUACAAUCAGCAAAAUAAUUGUGAAUCAAAUGGAAUUUCCUGGAGGGUGAGCAAUAAUAAAGCAUUCUGUGUGGAACUGAAAUAAUGGAUGGUUAUUGAACGUUCCUAUUGACCCAAAUUUGAUCUCUUCCAUGAUUCUAAAUAUUUCUGAUUAAAUUUCUAAGAUAUUUCCUGAACUUGUCCUCUGGAGAUAAUUUUAGAAUAUUUCCCCUGCACUGAGCUUUUCAGUGUUUUAAAAGAUAACCACCAUUCUGUAAGAAUGCAGAAUAUUACAGAAGAAAUGCACUCUGCCCUCUCCCAUGGAAUUUCCUACAUGACAUUGUUUGUUUCCCAAAAAUGAAAUAAAUCAUUCCCACUA